Messenger RNA from Clonostachys rhizophaga, 4455 nucleotides. NCBI's taxonomy places the organism in Eukaryota, Fungi, Ascomycota, Sordariomycetes, Hypocreales, Bionectriaceae. The record is from the annotation of a GenBank genome assembly.
AUGGUGCCGGAGGAGAAUGGACGAGCUACUGGCGACGAGGAGAACGUUGGCAAUACUCUCGUCGGCCCGACGACUCAACACGACACUGGAAAGGCACCUUUGACUCACCCAAUAGAGCAUCAUGGUGAACCCACUGCCGAGCCUAAGCCAGUAGAUUUGAGGUGUAACGCCAGCGCCGAGCCCACGCAUUCCAUAACGCCCAACAGACACGAUGGCGGCGCCGAUCUGACCAGUGGCCAAGACGUAGGCGUUACUGAUAGAGGUGACUUGGGUAAAUCAGAGCCUAACAUCAAAUCAGAGAGUUCGGCGGCUCUUCCUGUGCCAACAGUAAUGGACCCUUCCGUUUCUCAAGAACUGUCAAUCGCAUCGAGGACCAGUAUGGCAGAUGAUGAUAGAAAGAAAAACACCAGGCCUUCCUCGCCGGCAGAAACUCAGCCUGGACCUGUUGUCGUCACUCGCGACACACAAAAAAUAGGCGAUCAACCUGCGAAAAUGCCUUCCCCGACAGCAGACAGCGCCGCCCAAAAUGUUCAAGGUCCUCCAGGCUCUCCAACCGCAGACGAGGCCGAGCCACCUGACCCAUUUGAUGGCCUCCCCAACGAUGAAAUUGCCAUCCUCAAACGGCAGAUUGACAUAUCUGACCAGAGCUAUGGCGUCUCGACGUUCUUCCGCUACGCCACCAGGAUGGACAUCCUCAUCAUGAUCGUCUCGGCCGUGUGUGCUGCCGCUGUUGGCGCCGCCCUGCCGCUCAUGACCAUCAUCUUUGGCGGUCUGCAGGGCGUCUUCGCCGAUUAUCUCUCCCUUGGAACAUUGGAUCUGGGCGGCUUCGAAUCUGCCAUCGCUGGAUAUGUGCUGUACUUCGUUUACAUCGCCAUCGGCACCUUUGUCGCGUCCUACAUUUCCACCGUCGGCUUCAUCUACACCGGCGAACGCAUCACUGACAAGAUCCGUUAUGAGUACCUGACGAGCUGUCUACGUCAGAAUAUUGGCUACUUUGAUAAAUUCGGCACGGGGGAAUUCACCACGAAGAUCACUGCCGACGCUACGACCGUGCAAGAUGGCAUCUCCGAGAAGUUCGGUCUCUUCAUCAGUGCCAUCUCGACAUUUGUGACCGGCUUUGCCAUUGGAUUCAUCUUCUCGUGGAAGCUUACACUUAUUCUGUCCGCAACCCUCUUUGCGCUGCUGUUCAAUGCGGGCAUUGCGACUACAUUCAUGGUAAAACACAGCGUGCCUAUGAUGUCUGCCUUCUCCGAGAGCGGAACAUUCGUCGAAGAGGUCUUUUCAUCUGUCCGCAUCGCUAUCGCCUUUGGGACGCAAGGCCGCUUGACUGAGCAGUACGAUAAGAAGCUUGAGCCGGUCCAGAAAUGGGGUACCAAGGUCAAGUACACCAUUUCUGUCAUGACGGCCGUGUCAAUGGCCAUUACCUAUUGGAACUACGGGCUUGGCUUCUGGCAAGGGUCCGCGUUUCUUGCACGAGGUGACCUGACAAUCUCCAGGAUGAUCACUGUGAUGAUGGCUGUAAUGAUGGGCGCCUUCAACAUGAGCGCCAUGGGACCCUACUUUCAGUCCUUUAUUGGUGCCGUCUCCGCCGCCAAGGACAUGUUCAGGACGAUUGAUCGCCAAUCUCCCCUCGACCCGUCGGCUGACGAGGGUGACAAGAUCCCAGACCUUCAGGGCCACAUCCGCCUGGAAAACAUCAAACACAUCUACCCUUCCCGCCCCAACGUCACCGUCAUGGAUGGCGUGUCAAUUGACGUCCCCGCCGGCAAAGUCACUGCCCUGGUCGGCAGCUCGGGCUGUGGCAAGAGUACAAUCGUUGGUCUCGUUGAGAGAUUCUACGAGCCCGUCGGAGGUGCCGUCUUCCUUGAUGACCGCAACAUCAACACCCUGAGCCUGAGGUGGCUUCGCCAGCAAAUGUCCCUCGUUGGCCAAGAGCCCACGCUUUUCGCCGUCUCGAUUCAUGACAAUAUUCGGUUUGGGCUUAUUGGAACCGACCAUGAGACGGCUGACGAGGAGAAGCAGCGGCAGCUCGUCGAGGACGCCGCCCGUCAGGCGAAUGCCCAUGAGUUCAUCACUCAGCUACCUGAAGGAUACGAGACCAACGUCGGACAAAGAGGGUUCCUACUGUCCGGCGGUCAGAAACAGCGUAUCGCCAUCGCUCGCGCCAUUAAACUAAUCGCUACCGUAGUCUUACUCCUCGAUGAAGCUACCUCUGCCCUCGACACCAAGUCCGAAGGUGUCGUCCAGGCAGCGCUCGACAAAGCCGCGGCCGGUCGCACCACAAUCGUCAUCGCCCACCGACUCUCGACCAUCCGAAAUGCACAUAAUAUCAUUGUGAUGAACAAGGGGACUGUUGUGGAGCAGGGCAACCACGACACUCUGAUCGAGAAGCAAGGCGCAUACCACGCCCUCGUGGAAGCGCAACAGCUUGAAGACCAGAAGAAGUCGACUGCUGUGGAUAUGGAUGAUCAAGUCAGUUCGCUGGAGGAUCUUGUGAUCCGCAAAAUGUCUCUACAGAAAGAGACCAAUGUCACUGCUGCCGAGUCCUCUGAAAAGGAUGCUGUGGUGGCUGAAUCAUCCGCAGGGGACGUUGAAGAAACGGCCGGCGCCACUAUCCAGAGCAAGACCAAAUAUUCCUGGUGGGAGCUCAUCAAGUUCGUUGCAAGCUUCAACAGGUCAGAGCGUAUCUAUCUCAUCGUCGCCUUCUUCUUCUGCCUGAUUUGUGGCGCAGCCACUCCCGUCCAAGCUGUGUUCUUCGGCAAGCAGGUAGUGGUCCUGUCAUUCAUGGGGAUCCCAGGUAUAGACAGAUGGAUGCUUCACUCGCAAUCCAACUUCUGGUCCCUCAUGUACCUGAUGCUCGGUGGCGCUCAGUUCAUCGCCCAUAUGAUCCAGCUCUGCAUCUUGGGAUAUGCCGCCGAGGUGCUGCUCCGCCGUAUCCGUAGACAAACAUUCUCUACUCUCAUGCGCCAGGAUGUCUCCUUCUUUGACGACGAUAAGCAUAACGCCGGAGCCUUGACGGCCUUCCUCGCGGUUGAAACCACCCAAGUGUCUGGCUUCAGCGGUGUCGCCCUCGGCACAGUUGUCACCUCCAUCACAAAUCUGGUUGGGAGCUUAGCCCUUUCCCUUGCUAUCGGAUGGAAGCUCGCCUUGGUCUGCUUUGCCGCCGUGCCGUUGGCGAUUGGCUGCGGCUUCUUCAGAUGGUGGGUGCUGGCUCGGCACCAAGCUCGCAUUGCUACCGUGUAUGCUGACUCGGCUGGCUUCGCGGCUGAGAACAUCUCCGCGAUCAAGACUGUCGCGUCUCUGACACGGGAGAGCCAAGUUGCAGAGAAAUACCGCGUAGAUCUUGAAGAGCAACAGAAGAAGAGCGUCGUGUCAGUCGCCAAGUCCAGCGUCAUCUUCGCCGCGGCUCAGUCUAUCCAGUAUCUCUGCUACGGCCUUGGCUUCUGGUACGGAAGCACGCUCAUCGCCAAGCUUGAAUACGGCAUGUUCGAGUUCUUUGUGUGCUACAUGUCCAUGAUCCUCGGAGCAACCGCGGCCGGCACCUUCUUUUCGCUGGCCCCGGACUUGAGCAAGGCAAAGAAGUCGGCUGCAGAGUUGAAAGCACUCAUCGACACGAAGCCAUUAAUUGACACGGUAGGCGACCACGGCGAGAGCCUUUCUCAAACCGGAGGUCAUAUUCAAUUCCGAGACGUGUACUUCCGCUAUCCUACGCGUCCAGAGAUUCCCGUCCUGCGAGGAUUGAACUUUACUGCGGAACCAGGUCAACAUAUUGCUCUAGUAGGCUCCUCGGGUUGUGGCAAGAGUACGACGAUUUCUCUUCUUGAGCGCUUUUACGAUCCCGUGCUCGGCCAAAUCCUUAUUGAUGGAAAGGAUAUCUCUGACAUCAAUAUCAACGAUUAUCGCUCGCAUAUUUCCGUAGUUAGUCAGGAGCCUUCGUUAUUCCAGGGCUCUAUUAGGGAGAACAUCUGUAUGGGAAGCCUCACUGAAGAUGUGUCCAAAGAGUCAAUUGAAAUUGCAUGCAGGGAAGCCAAUAUUUAUGACUUCGUUGUCUCUUUACCGGAUGGCUUUGAUACCAUCGUUGGGAGUCGUGGCGGCUUAUUGUCGACUGGACAAAAGCAACGAAUUGCCAUCGCUCGAGCACUCGUUCGAUCACCCAAGAUUCUUCUUCUCGAUGAGGCCACAUCAGCAUUAGAUUCAGAGUCGGAACAGGUCGUUCAGGUUGCUCUUGACAGGGCGGCAAAGGGCAGAACGACGAUAACGGUUGCGCACCGCCUCAGCACCAUCCAACAUGCUGAUAACAUUCUCUUCAUCGAUCAAGGACGUGUAUUAGAGUCUGGCACACACUCAGAGCUGAUGACGCUGGGGGGGCGUUACUACGAGCUUGUGAAGCUUCAGUCGUUAGAACAGACAGGCCAGAAGGAUGUUCAACCCGGGAAGUCUACAGAAGGAAUCUGA